AUGCUUUUCCGACAUUAUUAUCGUACAUGGUAUUGGUCAUCAUUUGUUCAUAAUUUUCAUAUUUUUCGUUGUCCUGAACAUCUAUUUAAUCUUCAACGACAAGUACGUCAAGCUAAACUUUUUGUUGCUGCUCGUUUUGCUGAUUAUAUCAUUAUUGAUUGUUCAUUUUCGAAUGAAUAUAAUGAUAAUGAAAUUUUAUUAGAGAAUUAUUAUGAAAGACUUCAAUUAAAAAUUCAUUCAUGCUUUACUUCACUUCAUCGAUAUCAUUCACCAUCAUUUGUUAUUCUAUGUAAUGUUUAUUCAAAUAAAAAAGAUAAAUUUCUACGAAAUAGUCCAUAUUGUCAUGCAACAUCGUUAUCAUAUCUUGAUUUAUUUCCUCGAGAACAACUUGUUUAUUUAUCGCCGGAUUCACCAAAUAUCAUGAAUAAAUAUGAACAUAAUGUUAUAUAUAUUCUUGGUGGAAUAUUUCAAAAAACAAAAAAUGAACGACUUACAUUAGAAAAAGCUGAUAAUGAACAAAUUCGACAUCAAUCAUUACCACUUCAACAGUAUCUUAAAUUAUCAUCAAAUGCAAGUGCUGUUUUGUCGUUAAAUCAAGUAUACAAUAUAUUAAUGACACUUAAACAUAAUAAUAAUAAUUGGUUUGAUGCAUUUAAAUGUAUUCCGGAACGUUGUCUUUCACGAUGA
Messenger RNA from Adineta steineri, 687 nucleotides. The record is from the annotation of a GenBank genome assembly. Lineage: Eukaryota; Metazoa; Rotifera; Eurotatoria; Adinetida; Adinetidae.